This is a messenger RNA of Aegilops tauschii subsp. strangulata, 2994 nucleotides long. RefSeq lists its product as uncharacterized. Gene Ontology annotation, molecular function: protein binding. The record is from RefSeq and is a predicted model, not a curated record. Lineage: Eukaryota; Viridiplantae; Streptophyta; Magnoliopsida; Poales; Poaceae.
CCCAAAUCCUCUCAGUCUCACUCCUCACUCCCGUGCCGUCCGUCCGUAGAUUCCAGAUCGGCGGCGGGAUGGCCGGCGGCGCGGCGGACGAGCGACAGAUCCCCGUGGAUCCGCCCGUCCUCGAGCACCACCCUGAGUCCCCUCCUCGUCCGCUGCCGCAGCCGCAUGGCGCCCGGGAAGUUUCCUCGCCGCCGCUCCCAGAGGAGCUCCUGCUGGACAUCUUCCGCCGCAUUCCCGACCAGACCGACCUCGUCCUCACCUCCGCCGCCUGCGUCACAUUCCAUCGCCUCAUCACCGACCGCUCCUUCCUCCGGCAGUACCGCAGGCUCCACCCGCCGCCCCUCCUCGGCUUCCUCCAGUACGGAGACAAUGUCUUCCACCCCGCGGUCCCGCCUCACCCCUCCGCGCCGGCAGCUCGGGCCGUCGCCCUUGCCGGCGACUUCUCCUUCUCCUUCGUCCCCGCCCCCGACCCCGCUCACCGCUGGGCCGUCCGGGACAGCCGAGACGGCCGCGUCCUCCUUGAAGCAAGCCCCCGGGAAGGUUAUAGUGCCCGUGGAGUCGUGUUCACAGAGUUGGCGGUGUGCGACCCGUUGCACCGGCAGUAUCUCCUGCUUCCCCCAAUCCCCGGUGACCUAGCAGCUACCGUGGAAGACCCACUCAUGCGAAUACGGCCGCAUUCCAGCGAGACUUUCUUCGCUCCGCAAGGCGACGAGGCAGCAACUGCUGAUGAGACGUCAUUCAGAGUGAUCUGGAUGGUCCAGUGCGAAGCUAAGAUCGUGGGCUUUGUCUUCUCUUCCAGCACUAGGCAAUGGCGAGCCAUUCCAUGCCAGAGUUGGGCCAAUUUGUUAGCUGGCUUCGUGUCAUCGACUGGGAUGGCACUCUUCUACGGGCGCCAAUGUACGUGUGACUACUUUUACUGGCUGCCAAACUGUCAGUACGAUUUGAAAAUGUUGGUGCUCGACACCCUGAGGAUGGAGUUCUCCGUUGAUGAACCCCCAUCUGAAGCCAAAAAUGCGUUAUUUCUUGGUAUAACCAUGAUGGAGACAGGAGAAGGCGGUCCUAGAAUGCUUGCUGGUACCUAUGACAUGACUUGCGGCAAUCAUACCCUUUGGAGGAAAAAUGGUGGGAGCACCAGCCAGUGGCAGAAGGAGAAGAUGGUCUCACUCUCACCGGGCCCUCGGGAUGUGCUGAGAUGUUCAAUCGGGAAUUACUUGGUCCUGGAUCACUUUGGAAGCUCGUUGCUUGAGAAAGGCUUAUACACAGUGGACAUCGAAACAUUACAGCUUAAGAGAGUGUGUGCUUCAGUGCAUGGCAGCGCAUAUUGCAACUACCCACCAUCGUUGUCGGCACCGAAAGUAUCAAGUGAUAUUGGACAGGUAUUGAGGAGGAAGUGCUCGAACAAGGUGUGGAGGCCCUACAAGUAAAGGGGCCGUAGAUGGCCAUCAAGCUGGAGGUCAAGCUGAUGUGUUGGGGGUUGGAGAUGGUGCCGAUUAAGGUUGUGCUGAACUUGACCUGGAGUUUAUCUGACAAUUGUGGUGUAUCUGCUGCAUAAGUUGGCGAGAGCAUCAUCGAUGUUUAGUUUCUGUGCAAUCAGUUAGCAAAUUAAUUAGGACUCUGUAUUAAGUCAAAGUGACUGAUCUACUGAUGUUGUUGUAUGCCUGCAAGUUCAAGUGUGUGGAAUGACACUGAUCAUGUAUUUGGAAUUGAAAAAAGCCAAGACGUGUCAUUGGAGAUCAGAUAUUUGAGACUGGUCAAUCAAUUUCUUCCUGCACAUGCAUAUGAGAGGUAUGAAAUCCAAGUUUAUGUUUGUACAAAGAAGUGAAUCGCAUAUAUAUAUCUACUCUGUCCUGCUAAUUGUGCCACCUCAGAUUGGUGUUUAUUUGAAUGCCAGUCCGUUAUUAAUUCAUUUUAAUCUGAGCCAACCUGGAUGACAGUAGUACUGUGUGUCUUUAUAAUGUGCGUCCUUUCUUGAAAGAGAUAAUAAUUUACCUGUCUUGUUUUAGAGAAUUCAGGCCGUGUUUUGCGUUGUGACAGACAUAUUUUUCUUUUUUUGAGACCUUGAACAAGGGGUAGCGCAAUUUGCGCCAGCUUUCCAAUAUCCAUGACAAAGAGGAUUAGAAUGUUCUGGAAGGAAUCGUUGCCUAGGCUAAGUGUCAUUGGACAUUGAGUUCCCCUAUGAACAGAGCUAGAUGUAGAGCAGCUAAGGGCUUGCCUAGCUUUGCCGCAAAAAAAAAGGGCUUGCCUAGCUACGUGCUGAUGGUUUACUGCUUGAUGAACAACAUUGUUUUGUGUUGUAACAAGUUAAGUUAAUUCAGCUUUUCUAGCAUGCUUUAACCUAUUCUAUUCAACAUGGCUGCUUGGAGGACGUUGUCGAUUUGGAUGUGUUGCAGAUUUGGUCACUCCAUGACUACUCUCGUGCUAAUAACCUGAAGCACCAGAAGAUUAAAAGAAUACUGCUGCUAAUGCGAUUGUUGGUGGUCAGGCUGGUGUGGCUAUGUCAUUACAAUUCUGUCCGCUUGCAGGAGGUAUUGAAGAAGGAGCUUAGAAGGAGCGGCUGGAACAAGUUUGUGCUUCAUGCUCAAGCGCAGUCACCACGGUCAGAGUAGUGCUGAUGUGGAUGGUGCAGACAGGGCAGGGUUGAUGAUUAGAGACGUUGGUGAUGCAACUUGAGAAAUAACCACCAAGUUGGUCAGUAAAAUGCAGUGCUUUUGGCUCUGUUAUACGGUCAUCUAGAAUGAUACUAUCUGGAGUUUUUUUUUAAACCUUGUGUCCCUUGAUCUGAAUGUCCGGUGCAUUUGUUUGUUGGAUCAGGUAGCGAGAGCAUUAGCGGCGUUUUAGUUUCUCAAUACGUUAAUGGAGAGUAUGAACCAGUCAGUGUGAUUCUGAUCCUGUUGUAUGCCUGCAAUCCUGUACCUGCUGAACUAAGUUGGUGAGGAGUACUACUGUCCUUUUGGCUCUGUAAUACUUUCAUCUAGACUGGUAGUAUUUGGAGUU